CAAUAAAUGAUUCUUUUGUCGCUCUCAGGUUCACCCGGAAGCCACUGGUUUAACGGUCUUGUAUCCCUAGCGCGCGUGAAGAUGGCAUCCCGUAAAGACACCCCGUCUGGAAAAACCCUGGAUACUCCCGUCAAACAAAUCCAGAUCGAAGGACUGGUGGUGAUGAAGAUCAUCAAGCAUUACCAGGAGGAAGGUCAGGGCAGUGAGGUGGUGCAGGGGGUGCUACUGGGGCUGGUGGUGGAGGACAGGCUGGAGAUCACCAACUGCUUCCCUUUCCCUCAACACACGGAGGACGAUGCUGACUUUGAUGAAGUUCAGUAUCAGAUGGAGAUGAUGAGAAGUUUGCGGCAUGUGAACAUCGAUCAUCUUCACGUGGGUUGGUACCAGUCGACCUUCUACGGCUCUUUUGUCAGCCGGGCCCUUCUGGACUCUCAGUUCAGCUAUCAGCACGCCAUCGAGGAGUCCGUUGUGCUGAUAUAUGAUCCCAUCAAGACGGCCCAGGGUUCUUUGUGUUUGAAGGCCUACAGGUUGACCCCCAAACUCAUGGAGAUUUGUAAAGAGAAGGACUUCUCAUCAGAAGGGCUGAAGAAGGCCAGCGUGGGAUUCGAGCACAUGUUCGAGGAGGUUCCCAUCGUCAUCAAGAACUCUCAUCUCAUCAGCGUUCUGCUGUGGGAGCUGGAGGAUAAAUCCACUGCUGCGGACAAACACGAGCUCCUGAACCUCUCCAGCAGUUCUCAUCUAGAGAAGAGCCUGCAGAUGCUGAUGGACCGCGUGGACGACAUGAGUCAGGACAUCGUCAAGUACAACAACCACUGCCGCAGUCUCAGCAAGCAGCAGCAACAGAAACAUCAGUACGUUCAGAGACGUCAGCAGGAGAACGCGCAGAGACAGAGCCGAGGGGAGCCUCCGCUUCCUGAGGAAGACCUGAGCAAGAUGUUCAAGCCUCCUCAGCCGCCUCCACGCAUGGACACCCUGCUCAUCGCCAGUCAAAUCAACACGUACUGCCAAACCAUCAAGGAGUUCACAUCUCAGAACCUGGGAAAGCUUUUCAUGGCUGAAGCUCUUCAAGGACCAAGCAGUUAGACCAAGGCUGGUCAUGUGAUUGGCCAAGAGUCAUUUUCUCUGGCUUUUAAUACAUUCAAUUGAUUGGAUGUUUUUAUUUCCACAUUACCAGACCAAAACCCAAGUAUAAGCUUAAUAGGUGUUUCAAUUCCCAUCAGAUAGGUCAUUUUAUUUAAGCAUGUACAGCAUAAAAGCAUGUUAUGUGUGUCAGCACGAACCAAACUGUGAACCCAUGUAUCUGUCAAUAAUGCGUGAAAAGGGAUGUUGGAAAUUUGGUAAUAAAUUGGAUCGUGUUCA
Ctenopharyngodon idella (grass carp) is the source of this 1359-nucleotide messenger RNA. It is a transcript of the gene eif3hb, whose product is annotated as eukaryotic translation initiation factor 3, subunit H, b. The transcript has 8 exons. Gene Ontology annotation, cellular component: eukaryotic 43S preinitiation complex; eukaryotic translation initiation factor 3 complex; cytosol. The record is from RefSeq and is a predicted model, not a curated record. The coding region runs from base 7 to 1083 and encodes 358 amino acids. Gene Ontology annotation, molecular function: translation initiation factor activity; metallopeptidase activity; protein binding. NCBI's taxonomy places the organism in Eukaryota, Metazoa, Chordata, Actinopteri, Cypriniformes, Xenocyprididae.